GGGCCUGCCCCCAGCCUUCCGCCGCGCGGGGCUACCCUCUCGCGCGGCCCGCGGCCACAGUCAGCCGGACGGGCGCGCGCGCGCCGUGCGGGGCGCCCUCGCUGGGCCGGCCCGGGGCGAUGCAGUCAGUUGGGUGCUACUGGAGCGUGAAGGGGUCCCUGGGAAGAGGAGCCCUGCUCGGCAGCCCUUGGCACUCGACGUGCGCCGCAGGGGAGCCGAGAGCGCCAUCGACGUCCACAACAAGUCCCGGCUCCGCCACCACGCCGCCGAGCUCAGCCGCGAUUCGCGGCGGCUGCAGGCCCUGGUGGACAUCUCGAAGCCGGAGGACAUCGAGGGCCAGCUGAGAGUCAGCUGAGGGUCGUCGGGGCGGCGCUGCGCCACAUUCGCGCGCACGCCGAGCGUACGGCGUUUCGGCGCUGGGCCCCCGUGCACGCGGGCCGGGACGAGACGGCCGAGGCUGGCGAGGACGCGCCAGCGCCCGCCCCUCGCGGUAUGGUCAUCGUGGUGACGGCAUGCUGAUCGGCCUGACCAGCGCGGUGACCGCCGCGGGCUUGCAUGCUCACGGCGACGGCCGACGCGCUCGAGGGGCGUUGUGCUGCCAAGCGGCAGCGCUUGUGCUGGCGCUGCUGCCCAUCGUGAUGGUCGGGUCCGCCACCGCUGCCUCUCCCGGUGCCGCCUGGCUGGAGGAGGAAGUCGUGACCCCCGUGGCGGCGACCUCUCUGGGCACUGCCUGAGCGAAGAUGCUCGCCGAGUACGGCGCGGAUCUGGAGGCGCGGGACUCCAGCAGACACACCCCGCUACACUCCGCGUGCCAGGAGGGGCACCUCGACGCGGCGCGCGCGCUGCUCGACGCGGGCGCGAGCGCGGCUGCGGGGGCGCGCGGGCUGACGCCGCUGCACCUCGCAGCGGAGCUCGGCCACUGGCCCCUCUGCGAGCUGCUGGUGCAGUUCGGGGCCGACCCCGCGGCCGGGGAGGCGUCCACGGGUGUGCCCUCGCCCGCCGCCAUGGCGCGGCGCGGCAACCAUGCGGAGCUCGCCGCCCUCCUGGAGGCGUGGGCGCAGCCGCAGCAGUAGCCCCCCCUGGGCCGCGCCAAGCCGAGCCUACGAUUAUCAUUAUCAUUAUUCUUGUUUUCAUACUGGACGGGAAGGGCGUAGAGCGUUCGGCGUAGGUGUCGCUCGCCACCACUGCCAGGGCGGUUCCCAACACGGGCGCCGCCCCUGUCGCGGGCCCGCGACUCCAGUCAGGGCGGCCAUGGCCACGGCGGGAAGCAUUCGGGAGGCCAAAUCUCGACCGUCGCCCUGGCUCUGGCCGCCGCGCGGCCUGGUCUUGCCUUGUCGCCGCGCCCUCGACCCCGCGGGCCCCUGCCCCGCCAUCUGUCGUCUCCGCCCUCCACCUCCUCUCUUCUGCCCCUCCUCUCCCCCUCCAUCUCCUGCUCCUCUCCCCGCCUCCGGAGGAGGGGCAGGCCCAGGCUCGUCGCCCCCGCCGCGGCGGCGCAUCCCGCAGGGGGCGUCGGACCGUGAUGCGCGGCCGCUCGGAA
Prorocentrum cordatum is the source of this 1537-nucleotide messenger RNA. The record is from the annotation of a GenBank genome assembly. NCBI's taxonomy places the organism in Eukaryota, Dinophyceae, Prorocentrales, Prorocentraceae.